GGAUCCCGCAGCCCUGCUCAGACCCCUGGGAGCCCCUGGACGUCCUUCUGCAGCAGCUGGUGAGAGAAGCCGUCCUGGCGCUGGGACCAGCGAAGGGACCUAGGGACGGGACCCCUUGGGCUCCAGGAAGAGUCGGAAGCAAGGAGGAAAAGGAGGGAAGCUCGGGAGAGCCCCUUGGAACAAGCUAAGAGAGGAAGUGACUGACCUUGGCCUGGGCUGACCAAUCGCAGGCGGGAAGAUGAAGGCCCUGUGGGCUGUAUUGGUGGUCACCCUUCUGGCAGGAUGCCGGGCAGAUGUGCAGCCGGAGCUGGAGAUGCAGGAGCCAGCCUUGUGGCAGAGCGGACAGCCCUGGGAGCUGGCGCUGGGCCGCUUCUGGGAUUACCUGCGCUGGGUGCAGACACUGUCUGACCAGGUGCAGGAGGAGCUGCUCAACUCCCAGGUCACCCAGGAGCUGACGGUGCUGAUGGAGGACACCAUGAAGGAGGUGAAGGCCUACAAGAACGAGCUGGAGGAAGAACUAGGACCGGUGGCAGAGGACACGAAGGCCCGGCUGUCCAAGGAGCUGCAGGGGGCGCAGGCGCGGCUCAGGGCAGACAUGGAGGAGGUGCGCAACCGCCUGGCGCAUUACAGCGAAGAGAUGCAGGUCAUGCUGGGCCAGAGUCCCGACGAGCUGCGCGCCCGCCUGGGCUCGCACCUGCGCAAGCUGCGCAAGCGGCUGCUGCGGGACGCUGAGGACCUGCAAAAGCGCCUGGCUGUGUACAAGGCCGGAGCCCGCGAGGGCGCCGAGCGUGGGGUGAGCGCCAUCCGCGAGCGCCUGGGGUCCCUGGUGGAGCAGAGCCGCGUGCGCGCAGCCCUAACGGGCCAACCGCUGCGGGAGCGCGCCCAGGCCUGGGGCGAGCGGCUGCGCGGGCGGCUGGAGGAGGUGGGCGGCCGGGCGCGCGACCGCCUGGACGAGGUGCGCGAGCAGAUGGAGGAGGUGCGCGCCAAGGUAGAGGAGCAGGCCGAGGCCUUCCAGGCGCGCCUGAAGGGCUGGUUCGAGCCCAUGAUGGAAGACAUGCGGCGCCAGUGGGCCGAUCUCAUCGAGAAGGUGCAAUUGGCCGUGGGCGCAAGCACCCCCGUGCCCAGCGAGGACCACUGA
Heterocephalus glaber (naked mole-rat) is the source of this 1138-nucleotide messenger RNA. It is a transcript of the gene Apoe, whose product is annotated as apolipoprotein E. NCBI's taxonomy places the organism in Eukaryota, Metazoa, Chordata, Mammalia, Rodentia, Bathyergidae. The record is from RefSeq and is a predicted model, not a curated record. Gene Ontology annotation, biological process: acylglycerol homeostasis; cholesterol metabolic process; lipoprotein metabolic process. Gene Ontology annotation, cellular component: extracellular region; very-low-density lipoprotein particle; extracellular vesicle. Gene Ontology annotation, molecular function: phospholipid binding; phosphatidylcholine-sterol O-acyltransferase activator activity; cholesterol transfer activity.